Molecule: messenger RNA, 342 nt
Organism: Spirodela intermedia
Lineage: Eukaryota; Viridiplantae; Streptophyta; Magnoliopsida; Alismatales; Araceae
Source: the annotation of a GenBank genome assembly
AUGCCUAAAGCUUUAUUUGAUAAGCUUAAAUUUGGGGAUCUUGAGCCAAUAUGUAUGGAUCUAUUAUUAGCUGAUACACCUGUGAGACAGCCACAUGGAAGAUUAAAUGAUGUCUUGGUUAGAAUUCAGCAAUGUACCUUCCUUGUUGACUUUAUUAUGGUAGAUAUGAAUGUGACUGUAAAUUUUAGUCAAUUGACUAUAAUUUUGGGUCAACCAUUCCUUGCCACAGCAAAAGCAAUCAUAGAUUGGGAAAACGGAACUAUUGAGUUCAAGGUUGGAGAGGAGAAAGUUGAAUUAAAUAUGAUUGAAUUCUUUGAAAAUUCUAAAGGAUUUCGUGAAUAA